GUGGAGCCACACCUGGGCAGGCUGAGCGCACCGGAGCUAUGGCAGGCUGUCCGAUCCUCCCCUCUUUAGGCUCCGCUCCCAUCGGGGGAAGUAAAUCUGCUGAGAUUCUCAUCGGGCUGCUGCUGCGCUCCACCUCCGACUGUUCCCCACUUUAAACUGUUAAUAGAUAUUUUAGGUCCAUCUUUGCCAUUUCAGCUCUGAGGAAAGCUCCGACAAACCGCUAAAUAGGAGAGGAAAGCAGUUAGUGAUCACGCUCCAUAAUGAACUGGUCGUUCCUCCAGGACCUGCUCAGCGGGGUGAACAAGUACUCCACUGCCUUUGGCAGAGUGUGGCUGUCUAUUGUGUUCCUCUUCAGGGUCAUGGUGUUUGUGGUGGCAGCUGAAAAGGUGUGGGGGGACGAGCAGAAAGACUUUAAAUGCAACACAGCUCAGCCAGGAUGCCACAAUGUUUGCUACGACCACUUCUUCCCCGUGUCCCAUGUCAGGCUGUGGGCUCUACAGCUAAUAUUUGUCACCUGCCCUUCGUUCCUGGUGGUGAUGCACGUGGCCUACAGGGAGGACAGAGAGCGGAAGAACAAGGAAAAGUACGGUGAAAAAUGCCGGCGUAUCUACCUGAACACCGGGAAGAAGCGCGGAGGCCUGUGGUGGACCUACGUCCUCACUCUGGUUUUCAAAGUAGGGGUCGAUGCUACCUUCGUCUACCUUCUCUACCACAUCUACGAAGGCUACCACUUCCCCUCGCUCAUCAAGUGCACGCAGGAUCCAUGCCCCAACACAGUGGACUGCUUCAUCUCACGGCCUACUGAGAAGAGGAUCUUCACCAUCUUCAUGGUGGUCACCAGCCUGGUCUGCAUCGUGCUCUCCAUCAUCGAGAUUGUCUACCUGGUAGGAAAACGCUGCGGGGAGGUCAUCCAUGGGGAUCAUCGCUCUAACCGCACCAUAACCAACACACUGUCCGGGAGCAGCGUGGUAGAAUCGAACGCUCUGAAGCAUGCAGGGAAAAACACACCUGAAACACCGGCACCCUCAUACAGUGUCGCAGUUUCAUGAAGAAAACGACAGCAAAGGGGUUUCAAAAGAAUGUAAAGACUGGGAAGAAGCAAAGCUGGCACUCCUUGCUCCUUUAAGAGACUCAUUGAUAUACAUCUACUUCCUCAAAGACUGAAUUUCUAAGUAGGGGUUGAGUUUCUAGACCAGGUUAUAUUUGUAAAGCUGUUGUUAUUAUGAAAUAAUGACCAUUAAUAGAAAAAAAAAACUCUAUGGUUCUUUUGAACGAAGAACAAACAGUGUCUGACUUAGCUUUGACAUCAGAAGCAUGAGUCACCCCUCGGUUUGGCAAGUUUUACCAGCACAUGUGGUUUCUAUGGGGGAGAUUUUUUCCUUAGCCUAAGCCCAACCUCAAAUGUUCAGCCUGAGUUUUCCCCUUUCAGCCAGAGCCUUAUGCUGGGCUCUUUUCAGACAUGUUGUGUCAUGAUUUACUUACUGUUUCAUACAGGGAGACGGGGGGGAACAAAUAUGUGUUUGUACUUUUAAACACAGCUGAUCAGGUUGUGCAUAUAUACAGUGCUGAUUUCUCAACUCACUUAAUAUUUGUUAAUAUUUUGUAAUAAAUAUUAUUUUAUGUUUUAAAA
Messenger RNA from Cyprinodon tularosa, 1630 nucleotides. RefSeq names its product gap junction protein beta 10 (gene gjb10). The transcript has 2 exons. Bases 261 to 1049 code for a protein of 262 amino acids. NCBI's taxonomy places the organism in Eukaryota, Metazoa, Chordata, Actinopteri, Cyprinodontiformes, Cyprinodontidae. Gene Ontology annotation, biological process: cell communication. Gene Ontology annotation, cellular component: connexin complex. The record is from RefSeq and is a predicted model, not a curated record.